Messenger RNA from Coregonus clupeaformis (lake whitefish), 1060 nucleotides. Its product is annotated as apolipoprotein C-II-like. The record is from RefSeq and is a predicted model, not a curated record. Gene Ontology annotation, molecular function: enzyme activator activity. The coding region runs from base 135 to 518 and encodes 127 amino acids. The transcript has 4 exons. Gene Ontology annotation, biological process: lipid transport; lipid metabolic process. Gene Ontology annotation, cellular component: chylomicron. NCBI's taxonomy places the organism in Eukaryota, Metazoa, Chordata, Actinopteri, Salmoniformes, Salmonidae.
GAUCGUUACAGAACGACAAGUCAACACAUCCCCACUCAUAUAUAUACAGGCAAGCUCACCGCUGGCUCUCAGCUACUGCUUGCUAUACAUUCCUGUCACCCAGUACGGAGAGGAGAAACAAUCUGAGUGACAUCAUGAACAAGAUUUUGGUCAUCACCGUGCUCAUAGCACUUCUGGGCCUCAGUGCUCAGGGCAUCCGUUUGCCCAGGCAAGCUGAGGAGCGCGCGGCUGAGGAGGCCGUGAUUGAGGAACCGGCCCCGGUGGCUGAUGUUGCCGAGGCUGCUGAGGUUGUCGAGGCCGCUGCCGCAUUAGAGCAGGGAACCCUGGGAAAGCUGGCCAGCGCCAUCAAGAACUACUACGAAACAUCCGUCAACACCGCCACCGGCUGGCUGGAAAACAUCAAGGGCCUGAAGCUGCAGGAGAAGGCCAAGAAUGCCUACAUUGACACCACCACCGCAGUGAGCACCUACUCUGGCAUCCUGCAGGACCAGGUCUACCACAUCUUACACCAACAGUAAAUAUAAAUCCUUGCUUCCCUCUGCAUCCUCAAAGUCCCUUGGUGAGGAGACCGUCACAGCUGUGGGCCCCUACUCUCUCCGCCACCCUCCCCUAACACACCACUCUGAACUGGCAAAUCACAUCCAGCCAACCCAGGGUGCAUGUAUUCUCUACUACAUUGUGCCAAUAUCCCCUACCCACCCUGUUCGGACACACAGAGUUCUCCUGAGCAUUCCAGAACACAGUACAGCCAGAACAACAGUAGCGGACUUGGUAAGCUCAACACAAGCGGAACAUGGAAUGCGGAUUUUAGGCUCACCUCAGACAGCACACAGAACCUUACCAUUAUGAAUGAAGAAAAGAGCCCUAAUGUUUCACCACAGGAAACCCAGGAGGGCAGAAACACAGUGCAUGUCAAAUUAUAGUGGUGCCCAGUGGUGCAGUAGACUCAAAUGACUCUGACGUCAGACUUCAGGAACAUCUGGAACAGAUUGAAAUACUGUAUUAUUUUAUGUCAACAAAUUAUCUUGAAAUAAAAACAUGAAUUUACAAAAAAACAGUA